Molecule: messenger RNA, 1441 nt
Organism: Sardina pilchardus (European sardine)
Lineage: Eukaryota; Metazoa; Chordata; Actinopteri; Clupeiformes; Clupeidae
Gene: pagr1
Product: PAXIP1 associated glutamate-rich protein 1
Exons: 5
Coding region: 229-1059 (276 amino acids)
Biological process (GO): positive regulation of intracellular estrogen receptor signaling pathway; positive regulation of cell cycle G1/S phase transition
Cellular component (GO): MLL3/4 complex
Molecular function (GO): nuclear estrogen receptor binding
Source: RefSeq, a predicted model, not a curated record
CAAUCAGAGUUCAGAUUCAAGACAAACCAAAAUGGAGGUGCGCUUCUGCAGGAUAUGUGGACAGUAGCCAUGUCAUGAAUCAUAGCUGUUUAUUAUGUUGCAUCUACCUGCAGUAGCUGAGAUAGGGGACGUUAUAGACAAAGUCGACUUCUGGUUGAUUAGGGAAGAGUUCAUCUAAAAAAGAGAGGCAGCGAACAGACGUGCUGAAUUCACACUCCACGUAGCAGAAUGACGCAGGCAGUAGCCGAGGACACAGAAACCUCCCUAACGGAGGGGCUGGAGUCAAUGGGGGUACGGGAGGCGGAUAAAACGGAGAAGUUGAACCAGAGCGAGGAGGAGAAAGCGGCACAAAAUGACAAGAUGGACGAGGCAAACGAAACAAUGGAAGAGACACAGAAGGAAGAUGAAGAAGAGAAAGAGAAGGACGCCAAGGUGGAGCACGAGCAGCAGGAGGGGGUCAAAGGUCAGACCGAGAUGGAGGUGAGGGAGGGCACGGUGCAGAAAGGGGUCGACGACUGGGAGAUCCCGUACAGCGACGAGGAGAUGGAGGACCCCAAGGCCUGGAUGCCGCCUCCUCAGGAGAUCAAGCGGCUGUACGAGCUGCUGGCCAAGGGGGACGUGCUGGAGCUCAACUGGGAAGCGCUUCCACGCCGCCCCCCCACGCCGCCCCGCACACCCUCCCCUGAGAGGGACGGGCAGGAGUCCCAGGAGCCCCAGGAGGAUGAUAGCCUGAACAGGGACGUGGAACCCACUGAGUUUGACUUUGACGAGGAGCAGACACCCAAGAACGCCUUCAUCAACCGCCGCAGGACGACCCCAGGGUCCUCAGCGCGGUCCUCAGUUCGCCGCGAGGCUCGGAUGGACAAGGUCCUCUCGGACAUCAAGCGGCACCGCAGGAUCGAUGAGCAGUUGCUGAGGAGUGGGCGUGACCUCUUCAAGAGCGACAAGUCCCGCUCGGCCCCGCCCCCAAAGGAGCCGCUGUCCCCCAACAGCCAACGGGAGCGCGAGAGGGACAAAGACCCCAGCACCGUCUUCAGCCCCCGCCAGAGGCGAUACUGACCACACGUCGGCACAGUCUUCGGCCAUCGCCACGGAGACGCUGACCACACCCGGCACAGUCCUCGCCCAUUGCCAUGGAGACACUGACCACACCCCGGCACAGUUCUUGGCCAUCGCCAAGGAGACGCUGACAGUGGCCCACAGUGGCGGGUCAAACCCAGGCAGGGACAGAUCAGGCUAUGCCCAGUACCAGCGUGUGUGUGUAUGUGUGUGUGUGUGUGUGUGUGUGUAUGUGAGAAUGAACAGCAGCCAUGGAUUUUUAGAACUUGCCAAACCUGGAUUUUAGCCUAUACAGUGGCAUUCAUUUGUAAUGCAGAAGUUGAUGCUAGCUUUUAUAUUGUGUGUUUUCUAUGACCGUAAUAAAUGUUAUUGUUUUUCCAGG